Molecule: messenger RNA, 4383 nt
Organism: Rhinolophus ferrumequinum (greater horseshoe bat)
Lineage: Eukaryota; Metazoa; Chordata; Mammalia; Chiroptera; Rhinolophidae
Product: spermatogenesis-associated protein 31A6-like
Exons: 4
Coding region: 1-4383 (1460 amino acids)
Source: RefSeq, a predicted model, not a curated record
AUGGAGAAUCCUCUCCUUUCUCUGAGAAGUUUUAUUGAUACAUGGCUAAGCUCCAGUUUCACUCCGUGUGUGACUGAUGCAAUCUUCACCUUCCUGUGUGGAGUGGGGCUCUUCCUCCUGUUACUGACGUUCUUCAAGAGUAAACCAUUCUUAUCACCACCAAAGAAACGAAACAUCGAGAAGAUCACCCCACCUGUCCUGUCCCUGAGGGCCCAGCUCCAGGGCUCCCAAAUCCAGCGGCAGAGCUUUCACUCAGCAAACAGAGCCCUUGGGGAGGCUCCUGGGAAGGAGAUCAGAACCCGGAUCCUUCCCAGAUCCCGUGCUCAGAAUGCAGCAUUGAGCACCGGGAAACGGGCAUUGCCAUCGUACAGAAAUUGUCUGCAUGAACUGCAUGAAGUUCAGCGCCUGAUUUCUCUUCUGCGAAGCCACCUGGAGAGACAUACGGACAAGGACAGUUUUCACCAGGGCUCAUGUCAAGACCCCCCUGGUAAGGUGUGCAAAGCAGCUCCUGAGGGAACCCACAGAUCCUGCGGGGAGCCUGUGGAAGAUGCUCCUCCUUCCGCGUCCCCGUUGGCUUCCUCACCUGCUCUGUCUGAACACCGCCUACCUCUGGCCUUCGCCCACUCACCAAGCCCGAGAACCUUCUCUGUUUCUGUUCCCGUCCACUCAUCCCUGAGUGCCCUUCAGCCCCCAGAGCCUUUCCUGCCCUUUUUUUCACCCCGGCCACGUGCACAUUCGCCUUCUGCCUCAUGCCUGCCUGAUUCAGAGGCCCGCCCUCCAGUUCCGACAGCCUCCUCUGACCCCCUACCAGCGGAAUCUGCUCUGACUCUUCCUCAGUGUGACUUGAUGGCACUGCCACUAGGCACCGUCCCCCAGAGCUCAUCUCCACACACCCCUUGGCCGGCUUCUCCUGUCCCACGCCCAACCAUGUCAGGCCUUGCUCACACAAGCUGUCGCAUUUCGACCAUGUCGUGGUGGCCGGCGGCUGCCCAAGCCUUGUGCCUCUCGACCUCAUCGCAGUGUGAGACCCAGCAAGAGCACCUGUCCCACCACGCACAAGAGGCCUUGCUUGCGGGAGACCCCACAGACAGACAGGUAGAGGCUGGCAGCCCCUCUUUGUUCAGCUCUGGUGAUCAGAAUGUCCUGGACAUACAAGUCACAAAGAGAAUCAAGAUAAAGCUUUGGAAGGAAACAGAAAAAGACGGAUCAUGUCCAAAACAAAAGAGCCCAGACUACCACCUGAAUUCUGUGGGGAAUAUGUUGAAAUCACUAGGUGCUGAGCAGGCCACGAAAAUCCCCCAACACUCCUGGAGCCUAAAAAGCAAACCAGAGCAACUGCCUGGUACUCAGCAGCUCUCAAAUCCCAAGGUCUUGGGGGACUGUCUACAGCAGCAAUAUAACCAGCUUUUCUGGGGUCUCCCCUCUCUGCACAGUGAAUCCCUGGUGGCUACUGCCUGGAUCUCUGAGAACCCAUCCGCGCUACAGUCUCCGUCUUUCUUAUUCAAUGGAAUCUUGAGUGCCUGCCCAAUUCAGCUGCAGGCUAAAGCAUCUCCACAGCUUUCCCAUUCCCAGCCCCUAUCCCACCUGGAGUUCCGAUCUAAACCCCCGGUUCCAUCCAUGCUGCAAUUCCAGGCCUCAUCUCUGGCUCAGGUCCAGACCCAGGCACAUCUCCAGUCCUCUCUACCAAUCCUUUCAUCGUCAUCUCCACCCCAGAUCGGGGCCCAUGGAGUAUCUUGCCCAACAGCCCAGAAUAAAACACACUCUCUCAUCCCAACUGAGAUUCAACAUCCAGAACGGCCCUGGUUGCAGGAACCACUAGAAAGUGGGCAGGCCUUAUCCUCUGUAGGCAAAAGACCUCAGGAAGUCUUUAGUAUCUUCCCGUCCCACAUUACAAAGGAUGAUCCGGGGGUCUCCAUCCUUCCUGAGAAUUGUCCCAUCAGUCCUGAGCUCCGGAACCAACUGGAGCAACACAUACAGAAGUGGCUUAUCCAACACCACUGGGAGCUGCCCCGCAAGGUCCAAGAGUCCCUAGAACUAGGGCAGCUUCAGGGCAAAUUACCAGGGAGGUGUCAGGCACAGGACACGCAUGGACCCUCAGGGCCCUCCUUGUUCACAGGUGAAAGCAGCAAGGAUGCACAGAAGAUGGAUUUCCAGCUAAGCCAGGACAUGGGCCAGGAACUGGGGCGUAUACUGGGGAACGUCCCAGAGGACUUCUCCAGGGGCUCAGAAGGCUCGCUAGUGACGUUUCCUGGGGCAGACUCUGAGGACUCAGAAACUGACUGGAUGUUUUUGAGAAGUGACUCAGGAAGCGAUGUGCUGUGGAGCUUAGACAAAAAUCAAGAAAACCUCCUGAAAGGCCAUUUGGGCAGGAAGUUGAGGCAGAUCAGCGAGGGUUUCAUCCCUGUGAGUGUGCGUCGAUCCUGGCUUACUGUCAACCACGCUUCUGCCAAGUCUGACACUCACAUGGAACCCAGAAUGCUGGGCAUCUUGAAGGGCUGGGAACCCUCGGUGAACACCACCCACAGGGUUUCUUUCCUCAGUAUGGACACUCGAGAGCUGCUAGAAGCACAUAUCAGAAGGUUUCGGGUAAGGCACAGGUGGGGCCUACCCCUCAAGGUCCUCAAGUUCAUCAGUGUCUUUAAGAUGAAAAAGGCUCAACUCUUGCCCACUCAGCAGUUCACCUUUCCCUUCUCAGCCUCCUGUGUAUCUGGGGCCCAGACCAUCGUCAACUUUGCUCAGGUCCUGGGCAAAGCACCUCAGGCCCAUCCAGGAGAGAAGAUUAUAACAGAAGAGUCGGGUCCCAACCUAGUGAGGCUGCUCAUUGGCCCCUCACCUGUGUGCGAGGAAACGCAGAGGGUGGGCAGAGGGACCCCACUUACUGAUGGCCAUGGGCCCCUAAAGGCCUCUCUGCCUAGACAGGAAGCCAGGCCACCUUCUCAGUCCCUCACAAUCACCUGGCAGAGUGGGACUGUGGAGUGGACCAAACAGGGCAGCCUGCAGCCCAGUUCAAGUUUACCAAUGGCCAGGAAUCGGCCAAGCGGGAAGAAUGGGGGUCGAGCCCCACGAGACCCUUGCUAUAGGGUAACAAUGAAGGAGAUGAGCUUAGGGUCCCAAUCUGGGCGUGCCAAAGAGGACAGCGAGGCCGUGGAGGCCAAAUUGUCCCCUGCUCUUCACCCAGAGUCUAGAGUCAUCUUGGGAGCCAAUGUGUCAACAAACCCCCAAAACAUAAAUGCACAUUUGAGAAGUUUAGGGGCUCCAGGGACCAGCAAAAGUGUCCUAUUCCCGAGAAUAUCUGUACUCCAGGAUCCGGGAGAGCCAUGCCUUCACAGAGAGGUUGUUAGUGAAUAUCAGCCCAACAUGAGGUUAGAGUCAGAGAACCAGCCUCAAGAUGGUGCCACAUACAAACCCGUUACGCCCAACAACUUGGCUUCUCAGGUGACCCACAGCCAACCUCAGAAAGUGCCCACUGCAGACAGGGUAGCUUCCCAGGUGCUAUGUGGCGUCAUGGAAGCCCAAAGGGGCAGCCUAGAGCAGCAGGAGGCCAGGAUCUCCAAACAGGAAGACUUUUGGAAGAAGUGGAGCAAGAUGAUUGCCCCUACCUACAAGAGAGAGGACGGUAGGAGGCCUAACUCAGGAAAACAUGCAGAAGGGCUUAAAAAGUUGGGGACCUCUCAAGCCAAAAGUACAAGCCCCUCUGCCAAGAUCAAACGAAUAAUAGGCUCUGUUGACAGGAAAUACCUCCAUUGGCUGCCAGAGAAAAAAGACGGCCCUCCACACAGCUGCUUCGGGAGCAGAAUGAGGACCAUGUUCCAGUGGAUUUUCCCCCAUAAAACCCUUAAAGGUCAGGAUGCUCCGCAAAAAUGUAAGCCCAAAUCAGCCACUGCCCAGCGCCAAGGACCAGACAAAAGCCGAUCUAUUGUGGACGGCGAGACUCCGAAGGCUCAAGCGCUCAUGACAGCUAUGGGACAGUUUCUAGAUCAGAAAAUGGCCAUUCACCAUGAACGUCAUGCGAAGAAUUUAAAUCAGCACAAAGAGGAAUGCCGAGCCCCAGUAUGUGGGUGUUUCUGCUACCACAGGCUUCCUUUCUACCCAGAGCAAGGGAGACUGAGGAGUCAUACGGCCUGCAGUCACCAGGCCAACUCCAGUGACCAGAGUUGUCCCAUCAGGGACAGACACGUCAGACACAGACAGUCCUUGAAAAGUGUCCGAUUCCACAAUGAGCAGAUGGGCCUCAGUCACUUCUUAUCCCUGUCCCCCAAGAAGACUUGGUCUCCAGUCAGUCCCGGUCACUAUGGGCCAAGAAUGCCAGGUGCUCCAGGCCACCAUCAGCACUGCCUGGGGAUUUGUCACUUCCGGGGAGGUGUCUUGCCUGGACAUUCAUAA